ACUUGAUCUGACAAAAUCCAUUACACCAUUUAUAGGGACUGAGAAACUUGUCCAGCAAUUGAAGAACUGCAAAAAGGCUGUACUCAAGAAUGGUCAUUUAAGCAAUGAUUGUCUAGGUGUACUACUGUCCAUACUUCAGUCAGCAGACUCUUGCUUGAGAGAGCUGUGCCUGGUGUAUUUUUCUAACUUCAAUGAUGAUUUUCCGUACGAUCUCGUUGCUGUACUGGGAAGUCCUGACUGUAAACUGGAGACACUGAGGUUUUCUGGGUUUUCUCUAGACUUUAGGAAUUGUCACAAAAUGGUCUCUAUCCUUCAAUCAGAACUAUCACCCCUGAAGGCGCUGCAUUUGACCAACUGCAUAUGCAGUUAUCCAAAGGACUGCAGUGGAUAUUGUACAAAAGACAUGAAGACAAAUGAGAACUAUGUAGAGUCCAGUGAUGAAUUCCCCCCACUGACUAUGAUUCCUUCUGCCUUGAUUGGUCCGAUCUGUAAACUGGAGAAGUUCAGCAUGCCUGGAUGUUACCUGAAAAAUAAAUGCUGUCAGGUUUUUGCCUCAGUUCUCAGCUCUAACUCCCAGUUGAGAGAGCUUGACCUCAGUCGCAAUGACUUGCAGGAUUUAGGCGUGCAGCUGCUCUCUGUUGGACUUGGGAGUUCUAGAUGUCGGCUGGAAACACUGAGGCUGUCACGCUGUGGGAUCACAGAGGACGGCUGUGUCUCUCUGGCUUCAGCUCUGAAAUCCAACCCCUCCCACCUGAGAGAGCUGGACCUUAGCUACAAUCAUCCUGGAGUGUCAGGAGUGAAAGUGCUCUCUGAGCGACUGGAAAACCCCAAAUGUAGACUGGAAGAGCUCAAUGUCGACCAUAAUGAAGAACACUGGGUCAAUCCACAUCUUCUGAGCAAGUAUGCCUGUGAUCUUACAUUCGACCCCAACACUGUGAACAAAAACCUCCUGCUAACUGAGUAUGACAGGAAAGUGAGCUACACUCAGGAAAAGCAGCCCUAUCCUGAUCAUCCAGAGAGAUUUGACCAAACAAAUCAGGUGCUGUGUAGAGAGGCUCUGACUGGGCGCUGCUACUGGGAGGUGGAGUGGGAAGCAUUUGUGAAUAUCGGUGUUGCGUAUAAGAGCCUACAGCGGAAGGGACACUGGGCCAUAGAAAUUGACCGAACCAACAAGAGUUGGUGUUUCAAUAUCACCUCUUCAAAUGGUUACUCCUUUCGACACAACCUGAAGGAAACUUUUAUACCAGUCCCACACAUUGAUGUCCAAGAAUUCCCAACAAAAACCAAGAGACUGGGACUGUUUCUGGACUGGCCAGCCGGCGUUCUGUCUUUCUACUUGGUGUCUGAUGACACGAAAACUCUCAUUCAUACCUUCCACACCACUUUCACUGAGCCUCUCUACCCAGCAUUCACUGUUUAUUUAGGAUCCUCUUUGACCCUGUCCAGUGUCCCGAAGAUGAAAAUGUAUACUGCUCAAUCAAGCUUCACACCUGAGAUGAGAUUAGAAAGAACAGGCAUUUCAUACAGGUUCACGUUCCCUGGUCCGGGGUUGUUCCGGUGUUCUUUGACUGGUCUGGUCUUCGAUGUGACUCAUGAGAGCGAGGUCACCUACAGGACUCUGAUCUGGGAUCCUAUGGUUCUCCAGCCAGCGCACAAGGUGGCUGGAGGCCCGCUGUUCAGCAUCGAGUGUUCUCGGGACUCUGUUCGUCAGCUGCACCUCCCACACUGUGAGCCUGAGCCUGCACUGGUCUCUGACAGCAUCGCUGUUGUUCACAUCACGGAUGAUGGCAUGAGCAUCAUACAGCCUCUGGAGAUCACUGAAACUCACGUGGUCGUGGACGUCCCUCACCUCUCUGCCUUUGGCAUCGUCUGGGAUCUCACCGCGCGGUUUUUCAAUUACGGGACAAAACCCAUUCGUGGCCAAGUCCUGCUGUUCCUCAGAAACAGGCCGCGCCUCAUCCUCAGUGUGAUGCUGCUACCAGGAAACGUCCCUCUGCACGACGUGAAAGCGCAGCACACUACUUCAGAGUACAUCGAAGUGCCGUCCUUCUGUUAUUUCCACAAAGGCCAAAAGUACAGUCUCAACAGCGCCCCACAGGACUUUAAAAUCCAGCCUGCAUGUGCAGAGUUUUUUGAAAAUUAUGGACCAAAUUACCACCCGACCUUUGAGAUCAUCCUGACCACGAGCACAGAGGAAGUGACGUUGAUGGUGCAAGAUCCAGAAAAGACACAAGUGUGGGAGCAUGACCUCCAUCUGCCAGCUUCAUCCUCUCAUGAUUCUCCAGCUGGAAGUCCUCCUCAGAUGGGGAUCAACACCUCAGCAGAGAAGCUGCGACGAGCUCGGACAACCUUCAUCGAUAAAGUGUCGGAUCCGGUUCUGAACAAGCUGCUGGAUGAGCUGCAGCACUUCACCGUACUGACCGACGCUGAGGGCGAAGCAGUCAGAGCCAAACCCAGAGCCGACAAAGCACGAGACCUGAUCGACACGGUGCGAAAGAAAGGAGCAGAAGCAAGUUCAAAACUGAUCGACGUCUUUCAUGCCAACGAUCCGUACCUGUGCAAAGAGCUCAGCUUAAUGUGAAGCAGAAAUCUGUGGAGUGACGAUCACAUGCUAACAUCACCAAGCACAACACACACUCCACAAAAGAAGAAAAACCAACACUGAUGUGACUUCAGAGGCUUUAACUGUUCGAUUGUGCGAGGUUCAAGCUGAGACUGAUCAACACUAAAAAAGCCAAAGCUGACAUUCCUGCAUUUUCCCAUCAACACAUCAAAAAGUGUGCUCAGUGAAUAUUAUGCUGAGAGUGCUGUGCUGCCAGCUGGGAUUAAUAUUGCAUAUCAGCUAUAUUUUAGCUAUAUUGGAGCUUUGUGGCACAACAGCCUCUGAAAACAGAAUAGAGGAGCAAGAAGAAGCGCUCCAGCUAGCUAAUUCACCUACAGACCAGACAGAGAGAUGAAGUGAAUUAAUUUCUAUAUGAUCAAAUGAUGUGGCAACAUUAUUCUCAUUGCAUCAAAUGUCAGAUGCUGCUGGGUUCUCAAUGCUGUGAGAUAACUGGUUUCAAAGAGCAGCCAGUAGACUGUAGUUUGAGUCCUGU
Molecule: messenger RNA, 3095 nt
Organism: Archocentrus centrarchus (flier cichlid)
Lineage: Eukaryota; Metazoa; Chordata; Actinopteri; Cichliformes; Cichlidae
Product: NACHT, LRR and PYD domains-containing protein 1-like
Exons: 13
Coding region: 299-2581 (760 amino acids)
Biological process (GO): regulation of apoptotic process
Molecular function (GO): protein binding
Source: RefSeq, a predicted model, not a curated record